Pochonia chlamydosporia 170 is the source of this 1287-nucleotide messenger RNA. Its product is annotated as trypsin domain-containing protein. Gene Ontology annotation, molecular function: serine-type endopeptidase activity. The transcript is spliced from 3 exons. The record is from RefSeq and is a predicted model, not a curated record. NCBI's taxonomy places the organism in Eukaryota, Fungi, Ascomycota, Sordariomycetes, Hypocreales, Clavicipitaceae. Gene Ontology annotation, biological process: proteolysis. Bases 1 to 1287 code for a protein of 428 amino acids.
AUGAAGACAUCACCACUGCUCUACUCAAUUUUCGCCCUCGGGCAGCCGUGCCUAGCCCAGAUAGUGCCUUCUUCCCAAGUAAACAUUCAAGCUGGGCGUAUACACUCUACUGCUCUUGCCGAGGAAGACAUCGAGGUGGCUAGCAUCACCAUACACCCAGGCUACACUGGUCAGCAACAAGAUGCCGCAAAAAGCGACAUUGCCCUCAUUAAACUGGCUAAACCCAUACUAUUGAAUCAGUUCCAAGGACCUAUUGCUCCGGUGACUACUUCUCCAGCUGCCGGCACCAGGGGUGUCCAGGUUGGCUGGACGAUCCCGCUUGUUGGAGGCUUGCUGGGCAGUCUUCUGAAACAGGAAGAGACAGUUGUCGGUCUUGAUCAGUGCCAGCAGGCACACAAGAACCUGGCACUGGACAUGCUCGGAAGAUCUAGUUGUCAUUCUUACCCGCUUCGCCAUGUCUAUGAGCAUUAUUUCAAGGCGAAAACUUACACGAAGACUUAUGGACGCACGUUUACGUUCCCAUCUAAAAGAAGUGUGCUGUCGCAUCUGAUGCGAAAAGACGAUGUGGAACUUACCUUUAUCUAUGCCCUUUCUUUCAAAGAACCAGAAAUUAACUCUAUAGACAAGUAUGGCCAGUUCUCGCUCGGAAAAUUUCCCCAUCAAGCAAGCCUUCGUUAUGGCGGUAAACAUUCCUGCGGGGCCUCCAUUAUCUCUCCAACUAAGAUUCUGACGGCGGCACACUGCGUAGAGGGCAUGAAUAUCGAUUAUUUCCAAGUCGCAACUGGCACAAUCGACGUCAAUGGUGGUCAGCUACAUAAGGUACUUAAGGCCGUUAUACACCCAGGCUACACUGGCCAGCAAAAGGCUGCCUGGGGAAACGACGUAGCUGUCAUCACACUAGCCGCACCUAUAAAAUAUAGUCAGUACCAGAACCCUAUUGCUCUGGCAACUGUUUUUCCAUCUGCUGGUAACAGAGUUGCCUCAUCUGGCUGGGGAAGGACCUCAGUCAGUGGAGACCUGUCGGACAAGCUUCAGAAAAUGGGACAGGAGGUUGUCGGCUAUAAUGAAUGCCAGAAGAGGCAUGCCGGCAUGCCACUUGACAAUAGUCACCUGUGUGCCUUUAGUGGGAAGGGAGUUGGUUUUUGCCUUGGCGACACUGGCGGUCCUCUAAUUGCGAACGGGAUGCAGGUGGGCAUAGCAUCCUGGGUGCUGCCGUGUGCACAAGGCGUACCGGAUGUCUAUGCAAAUGUCGCUUAUCUUCGUAAUUUUAUCCUAUCACAAAUGUAA